AUGGGUAAUGACGGUGGAAGCAUUCCUGACCGGAGAGAUUUAGUCAAGACCAAGGCAAAGGCAGAACAGGUUGAUAAAGCUAGUCAGACCAAGGCCAGGUGGUUCUAUUGCGCUUUGUCCAAGGAACCUAUCGUCUCAUGCGCGCUGGGGAAGCUGUAUAACAAGGAUGCGGUUAUAGAGUAUCUAUUGGACAAAUCUUCAUAUGGAGACGGGGAGGAAAUCUGUGGUCACAUUCGUUCACUAAAGGACGUGAAACAACUAAAGCUCACACCCAACGCCGCACCCUCCACUUCAGACGACACCGACCGAGCCGCCUUCGUCUGUCCUCUCAAUCUGAAGGAAAUGAACGGCUCCCAGCCUUUUGUCUACAUCUCAACCUGCGGGUGCGCGUUCUCACAAGCUGGGCUCCGCACCGUCUCUGGUUCGCCCAAGGACAAGGAGAAAGAGAAGGAGAAGGAAAAGUCGAGUUCGGACAGCCCAGACGCCCCCACCGAGUCCACCCUCGACCUCUGCCCCCAAUGCGGAACAAAAUAUUCACGCAAAGACGAUAUAAUCCCUCUCAACCCCUCCCAAGACGAAGAACGCGAACUCCGGUUCGCAAUGGAGCGCCGCCGCGCACUCGAACCCGCAAAGAAGAAAUCCAAGAAACGGAAGCACGAUAAAGAGGGGAACGGGAACGGCGAGGAGCCGCCAGCAAAGAAGAAACAACAGGGCUCUGGGUCCAACACGCCUCAACCGACUAUCAACCCGUCUGUUGGCGCUGCGAGUCGCGCGGUGGUGGAGGGCUUAGCGGCGGAGGAGGCGAAGAGGAAGGCGAAUAUGAGUGAUGCUAUUAAGAGUUUGUAUGGGGAUGGCAAGCCGGCGAAGAAGGAGACGUUUAUGACUAUGGGCACGUUUACGAGGUAUGCAUAA
Molecule: messenger RNA, 912 nt
Organism: Coprinopsis cinerea okayama7#130
Lineage: Eukaryota; Fungi; Basidiomycota; Agaricomycetes; Agaricales; Psathyrellaceae
Exons: 5
Coding region: 1-912 (303 amino acids)
Biological process (GO): mitotic DNA replication termination; site-specific DNA replication termination at RTS1 barrier
Cellular component (GO): nucleus
Source: RefSeq, a predicted model, not a curated record